This is a messenger RNA of Aspergillus wentii DTO 134E9, 594 nucleotides long. RefSeq lists its product as uncharacterized. Bases 1 to 594 code for a protein of 197 amino acids. The transcript is spliced from 4 exons. The record is from RefSeq and is a predicted model, not a curated record. Lineage: Eukaryota; Fungi; Ascomycota; Eurotiomycetes; Eurotiales; Aspergillaceae.
AUGAAGAAUACCCGUGGCAUAGUCGUUCUUAAGGAAAGACUCCGCAAGGGCUAUCGAACCAUACCAGCUCCAGAUCAUGAGAAGCACUUUGAAGCGCUGAAGAUCCUCCUGGAAUGUCGCUGGUGGGGUAGGGUCAGGGUGAUCCAGGAAAUGGGGUUGCCCUCAGAGAUCAAGUUUUACUACGGCGAGGAGACAUUCGAUGUGGAUCUAUUGAGGACUGCAAUCGAAAAAAUUGAAAAUUAUAACGAGGGUUCAAGGGGGCCUUUGAAGCCGAACGAUAAGCUACCCGCACGCAAGGCCAUCACACAGACAGUCUACCACUGUCUCUUUGAGUCUGGCGACGCCAGCUUCCUUCUGGGCCCAAGGAAACGGGACGUCGAUGGGAACGACUAUCCUUCCUGGCUCGCCGAUUUUCACGUCCAGCAGACCCCACCGGAGAUCGUCUGGGGUGAGCAGCAGCGCUUGAGUAUGGCUAAAAAGCUUUCUGCAUCUGGUGCUUGCUCUAUCGACCGCACUGUAACGCGUUGGCAAUGCACAGGAGCACUCGUCUUGCGAGCUGUCAGGGUCGACAAGAUCGUGCAGGACUCAAGAUAA